UUCGAGGAUACCGUGACAAUCAGGUGGACGCUAGCCUAAGCGUCUAGACUCAUAGCGGGCGGUACUUUUUCUAUCCUUGAAGGCAAGAAUCAAGUUGCGAAUCGCCCCAUCAGUAGUGCAACUCCCUGCUUGGUUCUUCACUGUCAAGUGCACUUACUGCAGGCUUUCUCCACUUGAUCAGGAUCAGUUGUCACAAUUCCAGUACAAAUGCCAGGUCCUCGCGGUGGAAAGGCUAAGGCGAAAAAGCCAAAGCCAGUUGUUCACUCCGUAGCACGUGUCACAUCAGAUUUAGAGGAGUUCAGUGGGUUGGUAGACGACAUCGAGGGAGCAGAAGGAUGGAACACGAGAGUCAAGGUGUUGUGCGAGUUUCUUCAGUUACCGGAUCUCUCCAGACGAAGUGGCUUGAAGAAAGUCCAUGCCAACUUCAACGAAGUUUAUCAUAGCCUCGAUGAUGUCUACGUCGCGAAUAUAAGAAACGAGAAAAUCACCGGGGCAAUUAUCGGCAUCUACACCAAGAUGUGUGCCGAUGCCAUCCUCCGUGACAAGCUCUUUCAGAAAGGUCUGGUGUCUAAGAUCACCCCUCUGAUCAAGAUUCCUUCAACGCGUUAUCUUGCUCUCCGCGCACUUACGACCGUGACGCAUCAUGGAGGUGUCGAUGUUCGCAAAGAAAUCUCGCUCGAGUCCCCUUCCCUACUCAAGACCAUGCAAGAAAACCCAGAUGAUCUCAGGGCUGCAGAGAUGGCAAUUUCCACUAUGGCUCAUGCCAUAGGCGCUGCGAUCAACCAGGAAGACCCACCGGCUCCCAGAUACCUCAAAGCGGCCAAUGUUAACACUUUGAUUCCAAUCGUGAUAGAUUUCAUGCGCAAGCCUGGCGCUAGCAUCCAGCUCUUAUAUCAUGGCCUAGAGUUGCUUACGCACCCUGUUAUCCACUGUUGGAGUGAGUGCAAGGCUCAUGCACCGCUUCAAAACUUGUUAGUUGCCUGCCUUCGGAGCGCGGACCUUACUGUGCGUGUCAGCGCGCUGGGUGGCCUGCUUCGCCUUGAAGCUUUGUCUUCGGAGGAGGAUCAGAGACAGUUCGACCCCCACAAACUCAUGGCAGCAAUUGAACGUCGUUUCCCUGACCAUCUCACUGACAUCUUGAUGGAUUACGGUGCAAUGCGCUGUGAUACGUUUCUUACCAUGGCCUCGACCGCAGACAACCAAAAGGCCAUGAUGCAGUGUGCCCAGGACAAGGAUCUUUACAGUCUUGGUCUAAAGCUCGCGGAACUCAUCACCCGAAACGAGUUCUCUAUCGCAGAAGGCGGUUUCCAGAUGCAAGAUCCCCGUACGGGACAAAUCGAAAUCAACAGGGACAUUGGUCUACCAUUCAUCAUGUGGUCCGACGCGCUGCCGCAUUGCGCUAGAGCCAUCCGUGCAAAGGGUCGUGCAGGAGAGGAGGAUCUCGCGGACAUGAUUACCUGCAAACGUGGUAUCCAACGAAACCCCAAGUUCGCAUACUUCUACUAUGUGAUCACGCUGGGUAAAGACCACUGCGAGGGCUUGCGUUCUGCGAAGAAAGGCUUGAAGUGCCCGAAGAUGACGCCGUUCGUACGCUUUGGGCUCUUGCACCGUGCAGUCGAGCUCGCAGGCAAUCUCGGUGUGUGCCGCAUUCAGGAAUCCAGUCCUGGAGAUAGGAAAUAUGACGAGGGUGUUGCAUUCCUUAUGAGCGCAAUGGAGGACGCAAAAGUUUACACUAUGGAGGCCCCCCCAGACGCAAGACACAUGAAGAACGUGAUUUACUGGUACAUCUGCCUCACGCUUGCCAUCAAGGGACCAGAGACGCCGGCGGACCUUCAAGAGCUUCAGGUCGCACUCAAGAAGUUGGGGCAUGCCGAGGAGUUUAGUAUACUCCUUGGCACUAUUCCCCCGAAAACGCAGUUGCGUUUGACCCAGCAAAACAUCGUCAAGCGCUACCCCACUGCCGUACGAGAGUGGAAGGAUUUGGUGGCACGCUUUGAUGAGGAGACGAAGGAUGAACACACCAUCUCCUUGGAGAAAGCUGAAGAUGAUCUCGCUGCAUGGCUUGACGACCUCCAUCUUGAGCAGGGAGAGACAGACGAGACUCGGCCACAGAGAUGCUCGCAUCCACGAGUCAGCCCAAAUACCGUGGCAUUGUACAGAUGUUCGUGGUGCGGCAAUCCCAGCGCUGCACUGAGGAAGUGCAGUGGUUGUGAGAAAGCAAGGUAUUGCGAUGGUGGGUGCCAAAAGUCCCAUUGGUCGGAGCACAAGGUCACAUGCAGGGCGUGAAUGACCUGAAAUAUCCUUCACUCUUGCUAUUUUCUUCUUUGCAAUUCGAUGCGGUUUCUCGCGCCUAUCAUUGCAACCCAUCUUGUCCCUCUCAGAUCUGCUGCCUCAGCAUCAGGUAGUUCUGACCACUCUUGACGUU
Messenger RNA from Suillus paluster, 2425 nucleotides. RefSeq lists its product as uncharacterized. The coding region runs from base 208 to 2286 and encodes 692 amino acids. The record is from RefSeq and is a predicted model, not a curated record. NCBI's taxonomy places the organism in Eukaryota, Fungi, Basidiomycota, Agaricomycetes, Boletales, Suillaceae. The transcript has 6 exons.